Molecule: messenger RNA, 5699 nt
Organism: Epinephelus fuscoguttatus (brown-marbled grouper)
Lineage: Eukaryota; Metazoa; Chordata; Actinopteri; Perciformes; Serranidae
Product: kelch-like protein 34
Exons: 1
Coding region: 557-2347 (596 amino acids)
Molecular function (GO): protein binding
Source: RefSeq, a predicted model, not a curated record
CUCCCUCCCGGACGCAGAGAAAAGGGCAGCGGACAGACACAAAGCCAACAGAGCUGGGACAUCACAGAAGGAGACAGGAGGCUUUGGGAAGUUUGAGGGCCAAAAGGAGGGGCGGUACGGACCGUGUGUGUGUGUGUGUGUGUGUAGGGGGGCAGUUGAUCGCCUUUCUGUCAUGGUGUCACAUGCAGACAGAGCAGGACAAAAACACAGAUGGAGAGACGUCGGCUGAGGACACGCACUUGACUUUUCUCCUCUCAACUCUCCUGUCGUCUCCUAUCAUUUCCUGCUCUUUGCUCUCAACAACCCAUUAUCCUGCUCUCCUACUAAUGUCUGAUUCUCUUUAGUCUGAUGUUCUAGUGCAGCUUGUCGGCUACAUCUUUUUUGACAACACUCAUUACUGCUUUUUCUCUGCUUUUAAUCUUUCUUCCUCUUACUUCCCUCUCACUGCUGCUGCUUCCUCCUACCUUCCUGACUAAGAAUUUUCUUUGCAACUAAUCCUUUUCUGUUUCUCAAAAAGCUUUCUCUCUCCAAUAUCUUCUCACCUCCUAUCUUUUGGAUGGAUAGCUACUCCCUCCUCUACAGUUCCUCCCACAGAACCGGACUUCUUGCCGGCUUCCAGCGCCUGCGCUCUCAGGGAAACAUGUGUGAUGUCGUCCUGGAGGCCGGCGGUGUAUCCUUCCCUUGUCAUCGCGCCCUUUUGGCCAGCUCCAGCGAGUAUUUUUGGGCUCUGUUUGGAGAGACUACCGCUGAGAGAUUAGCGGGCUGCAUUAGCCUCCCCGCGCUAACACCUGAGGGUUUAGACGCCAUUCUGGACUUCCUGUACUCUGGCUGGCUCAGCGUAUCGCCGUUAACACUUCCUGUCGUCCUUGAGGCAGCCAGGUACUUGCAGGUGGAGACGGCUGUGUCAAUAUGCGAGCGCUUCAUGAUUGAUGGUUUAAGCGUUGAGAAUUGCUGUUGCUAUGCUAACCUGGCCGAACACCAUGUUCUCUCAGAUGCACUUGAAGCUGCCAAUCAAACCAUCGCUAUGGAGAUGGAGACGUUGCUGCAGGAAAGCAGGGAUGACCUUCUCAAGCUGAAUAUGCAGUCAUUGAUGGCGGUGCUCGACGCUGAUGAGAUACCUGGUGUCAAGGAGGUGGAGCUCAUAAAGCUGGCUCUGGAUUGGCUGGAUGACAACGGACCCCUCCCUCUGCUAAAAUCAAAUCUCCUGCUGAGUCGUCUGCGCUUUGGAUUGGUUGCCCCCUCUGAGCUCCCCAAUCUUAGCCAUGCCCACAAAGCCAUGGCCACACCUCUAAUCAGAGGUCAGUUGACUCAGGCAUUGGAGUACCACAGACUGGGUUCAGCUCAGCCAAUCAGACAGAGCAAACAGUCGACACUCAGAGCGUCGCCCAAUCGUGUGCUGCUUGUAGGUGGAGGGUCCAGUCCUGAUUGGCCAGAACAGAAAAUGGUGAUGUUUGAUCCCAGAGGCAGGAAGUUCUCACCUCUGUGCUCCAGCAUCCCGCUGCGGCUGAGAAAUCACUGCGUGUGCUCAGUGGGGGGUUUCCUCUUCGUGAUCGGAGGAGAGGAAGUGAAAGAGGGGGAGGAGGAUGGCAAAAAGUCUGUCACCGUGGUGACAUCCAACCAGGUGUGGCGCUACGAUCCUCGCUUCGAAUGCUGGGUAGCGGUAGAGUCCAUGCUGGAGAGGCGGGCGCAGUUCACCUGCUGCGUAGUAGAGGAUGCUAUUUAUGCCAUCGGGGGACGACACACACAACCAGACGGCAACACACACACCUCCGUAUCUUCUGUUGAGUUUUACGACAUGGCCACAGGAGCGUGGAGGAGAGGAGCAAACAUGCCUCGCCCCCUUUACGGCCACGCUUCUGCUGUGCUUGACAACAACAUCUACGUGUCAGGUGGCAACCAGGGCGGCAGUAACCAUGGCGAUAACCGGGAUGACCACAGAGAGAGCAGCAAAGAAGUCCUGUUCUGGGACCUCAAAGGCAGAGCCUGGGAGAAGCGAGCGCCCAUGUCCAUCGCCAGGUUCAAUCACCGCCUGGCAGUCGCCCAUGGCCACAUCUACGCCUUGUUGGGAAUGUACGAGCCUUUCUGCGAUAUUGAACGAUACGAUCCGCAGUCAGAUGACUGGACCCGUCUUCGACCACUCCUCACUGGCUCCUUUAACUAUGGAAUGGUGUCAGCGCCAUCUGGGAAUCUGCUGGUGUUCGGAGGGAGGAGAUGGAGUGAAGGACAGGAGGUGAUAGUGAAGAGUGUGUUGGAGUACGAUACAAAAAAAGAUCACUGGAGAGAGAUCUGUCAGCUCCCCAGACCUCUCACUGGCACUGAGUGCACACUGCUGCCUUUACCAGACUAACGUGCACAUAGUGUGAGAACAGUUUAACAUGAAAGUGAGACAGUUUCUCUCAGAGGUGCAACAGAGUCUCAAAAUUCUGAGAAAAGAGCACACGCGCAUUUUAAGCAACUAAAACUAUUGGGUUCAGCCAUCUAGGCCCAUCUCAUCAUUGGAGAACAGGUGUGCAUGACUCCAAGACAUUUAGGAAAAUAUGUUAAGUAAGAUUUUCUUAACUUCCUCUAUUACUACUGAAACAAACAGUUUAGAAAUACACUAACACUUUUCUUGCUGAGAAUUAGAUAAGAACAUUGAUACCAAUCUAAUAUAGGUCUGUUAAAUAUGAAACUAAUACCGGGAGGUGGUUAGCUUAGCAUCAUAUUUACACCUUGGUUUUUGUAUGAUUAUAGGUAUCGCAUAUAAUAUGUUUAUUAGUAAGCUUUACAGGUGCUUGUAGGCAGAACUGUUGCCUCUGGAAAAGGCUAGCUAGGCUAGCCAUUUCCCUUAUUCCCUUAUUCCUACCAGUCUUUAUGCUAAGCUAAUACUAAUACCAGUAGCCUACUGCCAUAUAUAGAUGUGGUUAUACAUUUUGGGAAAUAUAUUUUCUGCUGGAUGAGAAGAUUGUUGUGAGUCUCAUAUCUGUCUGCCAAAUAUGAAGCUAGAAUGAGGAGACAGUUUGUCCUUAGCAUGCGGCGCAGUGUCCACCAUAGCAUUUUUCUGGGGGCUACCUUAUUCUUUUUAAUACUUUGCAAUGGCAGUGUACUGAUGCUAUGCUACAAAUCAGCGUGACAAGGUGCUGAGCGUCUAUUCUGAGCUGAGUGCUGCAUGAUUGCCUUUUUUUUUGAGUGCCAAAGGUGAAAACUGUUCCACUUUGAUUAAAACACUGCGCUCAUCAUUGUCACAUUUUACUGCAAUCACAGUAGAGGAGGGGCAAGACAAAUAGCCUACCACAAAGACCAGCCGUCACAUCUUACAUGCCCAAGUGCUGAGGAACAACAGAAAUGGAGGGGAAAUAUGUUGAAAUACUGCAUACCGUAAAACUUCAAUUAAUAGCCCGGGCUAUUAUUUGCUUAAAUCACUAAAAUCAGCAGGCCUAUAUUUGGGACAUCUAUAUGGGACAGGCCUUUAACUUCUUUCACACAAAACUGUUGCUCAGCAAAGAUUGGUAAAUACAAUCUAAUUGUUUACUCAAACUAGUAUGAAUAUAACGUAUGAAAUUAAGGCUUCAGAUAAAACUUCAAUCAAAAGCCUAGUCUCAUUUACUAGCUUGGUGUAGCUACACAUUUUGACAAAUAAAGGCCUGGCUCAAAUAGACGCCCAGUUUGGUUGCCAAGCCGUUUAUUUCUAUAGAAGUUCUUUGGAUGGUGGCUAACUACUUGAGCUAACCUUAGUUAGCCGUUUAGAAAAAUAUACAAAUGUAAAUGCUUAAACUAUUGUCAAUAUGGAGAUGCUACACACUGCUAGCUUGGUUCAUUUAAAUGUACUGAAACUAUGAGCACCAGAGACGACCACACUUCAUUCAGAUAUACCGACAUGAUGAAAAAAACAACAACUGGUGACUUCCUUCUUCUAAAGUUGUCGUAAAGUCAGAAUAUGUGUUCAGUCCUGGAUUACCCACCAAGUUAUUUAUAUUCCUUUAGUCCAUAAGGGUCCACCAAUCAGCAGAAUAAAAAGUGUUUUUCAUCAAAAUUAAUCCAAGUUAUGAAUGUUGUACCAGUACUAUUCAUACUGGUUCAAAUAAACAAUUUGGUUGAAUUUCCCACAGUUUUGUGUAAAAAGAAUUAAAGGUCUGUCCCAUAUAGACACCUGUCCCUAAUAUAGGCCUGUUGAGUUUGGUGAUUUAAAUAAAUAAUAGCCCGGGCUACUAAUUGAAGUUUUACUGUAUACAUUAAUAGUGUUUCCUCUGAUGAAUCCACAUAUACCAGCGGGUCCAUCCUCUCUCCCUACAUGUUUCAGCCCUCCCUUCAUCCAGAGCAAGUGCUACCUUGUGCCGACAUUUUCACUUUCACUUUUUUAGCUAACAGAAAGUGAAUAAGCGUAUAGUUCCCAAAAUGUUUUAUUUAAAAAAUACAUGUCAAGCAUAUAAAAUAACACAAGUUAAAAGGUGCAUUUCAUUGUAGCCUAUUUUUGUUUUAGUUUUUCGAGUGCAUUUCUGCGUCUGAUUACUCACUGAUGUGACAGAUUGUAGGAAAAGACUGACAAAAAAAGGGAUGCAGUUUAACUCUCAGUCUUUUUAUCAUCUAUAAUUAUAUAUUUCAUCAUCUAUAAUUUCAAGUAUUUAGUGGAUCCAGUUAUUAAGGGCUAAUUACAAGCAACCACCACUGAGAAGUGAUAAACAUGGUGUUCUGUUAGUGAUAUUCCUGUGACCAGAUGUGCCAGUGUUCUAAGAGGAGAAAUAAAACAAGAGCUAAGGAGGAAGAUAAAGGGGAUUUUGAGAACAAUAGCGAGGAGGUAAAGAGAUUUAGUGGGACGAAGGUAAUUCCUGAACAAAUGAGUUUUCAGGAAGAGGUUGAGCCAGGCUGUGGAGGCAGAGGCUAUCGCACAUAAGAGGGAAUAGAGAAGAUGUCAAAACAGGAGAUAGCUGGUGAAGGUGGAGGAGGACAUCUUUGAAAUAUAACAGCAAAGCUAAGCUGAGUAUUUUAUGUAAGAUGAAAGUGCGACGCAUGUGACAUUCCUGUUUAUUUACUAGUGAUACAUAAUUUAAGUUAUCUAUGAGACAGAUAUAGAAAUAAAAGCAAAGCAAGGAUAUGGAGUGACCUUUUUUCGGUCUUGUUUUCCAUCUGCACUGGCAACCAAAUGGACAAAGAAGCUUAAAGCUGCAGAGCAGAAAAAGCAAUAGCAGGAAAUCAUAUGCAUGAUUUGUGGGUAGUAGCUAGGUAACCUGCUGGAGUUCAUUAUUCAUGGACCUCAGUUCUCACUUCCAUUUAAACCUAAAUGCUUACUGUCUGCAUAAACAUUAUUUAUUUAACAUGUUUUAUCAUGUUUGAAGGUAAUACUGAAUUCAAAAUUAAUUUGGUUUUCUCAGUAUAUACCCUAGUGAUUACUUUCGAUAAAUCGUGUUUAAAAAAGUUUGCUCAAAUGUACACUGGUACAAACUUCCAAAACAUUUUAAAUUACUUUAAUAGGCAAUUUAAAUAUUUAAUACAAAUCAUGGUGUGUUGACUUUUUAGACGCCUAUUAUUGUCAAACCAUUGCUUGGGUUUAAUGUAGGGUUUUUUUUGCACCAUUGUGCAACUAAGUAUUCCAAUUGGUAAUAAACAUGAAGUUGUGAAUUUGUAUUAAUAUAUUUUUUAUGGAUUCUGAUAAAUCAAAUAAACUGUAUAACAAGAUAACAAAAAAUCUGAAAACAGCCAUUCAUUUAUUCAAUAACUAUUAA